This is a messenger RNA of Protopolystoma xenopodis, 261 nucleotides long. Lineage: Eukaryota; Metazoa; Platyhelminthes; Monogenea; Polystomatidea; Polystomatidae. The record is from the annotation of a GenBank genome assembly.
CUUAUAUCAGAUGAGGAAAAGAUUGAAAUUUCCGAUCUCACUUGGGAGCAAAAGGAGCGUGUGCUGUGCUUUUUGUUCGCGCAAAUGAAUCAUGGACCAGAAAUAAUGAAGGAUCAUUCUGGUCGUCAAGGCCAAAUAAAAUGCUCACCAACGUUAGCCAUAGAAGCGGGUGACCGAAACCCAGGAGAAUCUAGGAUAUUGCCUCCAUUGACCCCAGUAAAAGAGGCUGCUAAACUUCAAAUACGGCCACAUAUUUCAUGA